AUGGUCAUUCACAGCAAGGAGAUUGCCACCCAUUUUGGCAGCUCUGACGAUAGCCGGAUUGUUGAGGAAAGCAGUCACGUUGGCCCGUCCAUGACAUUUGCUAUCGCACAACUGAGCGGUUGCAUCUCCGUAUCUCGUGAGGCACGGCUUCACCUUCUCCAACAAUGCCGCUCUUUCACCACACAUCUUCUUCACGCUACUGCUAGCAAUUUCGAAUAG
Haemonchus placei is the source of this 219-nucleotide messenger RNA. The record is from the annotation of a GenBank genome assembly. NCBI's taxonomy places the organism in Eukaryota, Metazoa, Nematoda, Chromadorea, Rhabditida, Trichostrongylidae.